AUGACUAAAUUACUUUCGUUGGCCACGUUGGCCCUGGCGGCAAACACUGUCGCUGUCAACGGGUUUUCCUUCCAACACCCGUUCGCUUUGGACAAGAUUCAAAGGGAACUGGAGGCUGCUGCCUCGUCCGCUCGUUCUACUCUCGAGGGAGCUGGCUCGACAGUCAAAAACGCGUACACCAGCGGUGUAUACGAUAAUUUUGUCUUCCCACAAAGUCUACAGGACAUAGACUUCAGACCCAAGGGUCCCAGGGGCAACAUUGUCCGCAAAAAUGACUGGGAUUUCCACGUUGAGGACAAUUCUGUCGAGGACUUCAAGUUGAGAGUCAAGAAAAUCGUCGACCCAAAGAUUUUGGGCGUGGACCCAGGUGUGAAACAGUUCACCGGUUACCUCGACGUAGAGGACGAGGACAAGCAUUUCUUCUUUUGGUUCUUCGAAAGUAGAAACGACCCUGAAAACGACCCAGUGGUUUUGUGGUUGAACGGUGGGCCAGGGUGCUCCUCCAUGACCGGGCUGUUCUUCGAACUGGGGCCCUCUUCCAUCGGCGACCAGAUUAAACCCAUCUACAACGACUACGCUUGGAACUCCAACGCUUCCGUGAUAUUUUUGGACCAGCCUGUGAACGUUGGGUUUUCGUACUCUGGGUCUGCCAGUGUCUCAAACACAGUGGCCGCAGGUAAAGACGUUUACGCCUUCUUGCAACUGUUUUUCAAGCAGUUCCCCAAGUUGGCACCAAACGAUUUCCACAUUGCAGGUGAAUCCUACGCGGGUCACUACAUCCCAGCAUUUGCCACAGAGAUUUUGUCUCAUCCACAGGAGGAGAGAAACUUUAACUUGACUUCAGUUUUGAUCGGGAACGGGUUGACUGACCCAUUGACCCAGUACAAGUACUACAAGCCAAUGGCCUGUGGUGAGGGGUCAGGUUCACCAGCCGUGUUGUCGCCAGAGGAAUGCCAAUCUAUGGAGGACUCCUUAGACCGUUGCUUGAGUCUCAUCAAAUCGUGCUACAACUCGCAAUCUGUCUGGAGCUGUGUUCCAGCCUCCAUCUACUGUAACAACGCGCAAUUGGGUCCCUACCAACGUACUGGUAAGAACGUCUACGACGUAAGGAAGGAUUGUGAAGGUCCACUGUGCUACCCUGAGAUGCAACCCAUCGAGAAAUAUUUGAACUUGGAUUACGUUAAAGAAGCCAUUGGUGCCGAGGUAGACCACUUCGAGUCCUGUAACUUUGACAUCAACCGUAACUUUUUGUUUGCUGGUGAUUGGAUGCAACCUUAUCAAACAGCCGUGACCGAUUUAUUGAACCAAGACCUACCAAUCUUGAUCUACGCUGGUGAUAAGGACUUCAUUUGUAAUUGGUUGGGGAACAGAGCCUGGACGGACGUUCUGCCAUGGAAGCAUGACAAAGAGUUUGCCAAGCAACCAAUUCGUAAGUGGAAGGCAAAACUAACCGGUGAGCAUGCAGGUGAGGUGAAGAGCUUCGACAAGUUGACUUACUUGAGAGUGUUCGAUGGUGGGCACAUGGUCCCAUUCGACGUCCCAGAGAACGCCUUGAGUAUGUUGAACGAAUGGAUUCACGGUAAAUUUAUUCUAUGA
Molecule: messenger RNA, 1596 nt
Organism: Huiozyma naganishii CBS 8797
Lineage: Eukaryota; Fungi; Ascomycota; Saccharomycetes; Saccharomycetales; Saccharomycetaceae
Gene: PRC1
Product: carboxypeptidase C PRC1
Exons: 1
Coding region: 1-1596 (531 amino acids)
Biological process (GO): proteolysis
Cellular component (GO): fungal-type vacuole
Molecular function (GO): serine-type carboxypeptidase activity
Source: RefSeq, a predicted model, not a curated record